AUGACGGACGGAUCAGACGUGUCGCCGGCGGCGGGCGGCGAGAUCUGGGGCACGCUGGAGGAGCUGGUGCUGGCGUGCGCGGUGAGCCGGCACGGCACGGCGAGCUGGGAGGCGGUGGCGACGGAGGUGCAGACGCGCAGCCCGCUGGCGGCCCGCCCCCGCCUCACGCCCCGCAGCUGCCGCCUCCGGUUCCGCCACCUCCACCGCCGCUUCUCCGUCGUCGUCGCCGCCGCCGGCGCCGACGAGGCGGAGGAGGAGGCCGCGGAGGGGCUGGGGCAUGGGGAGGUGGAGGACCCCGACGCGUCGGCCGCGGACGCGUGGCUGGACGAGCUGCGGCGGCUGCGCGUGGCGGAGCUCCGGCGCGAGGUGGAGCGAUGCGAUCUCUCCAUCGGGACGCUGCAGAGCAAGGUGGAGCUGAUGAAGGAGGAGCGGUCGCGGUCGCGGUCGCGGAGCGCGUCGGGGUCCGGCGAGGCGACGACGGCGGCGAAGCCGGAGGGGGAGAACGUGUCGUGCCGGGAGUCCAACUCCACAGAUCUGAAGCGGCCCGUGAAGGAAGAGGAGGGUGAGGCGAAGCAGGAGGCGUCCGGCGAGUCGAUGGCGGCGUCGAAGGGGAGCUCGGCGAGCCUGUGCCGGCGCGGCGGGCGGAAGGGCGGCGAGGAGGAGUGCGAGGAGGCGGCGUCCGCGCAGCCGCUGGCCGCGCUGCUCGACAGGGUCGCGGCCAGGUUCGGCCCCGUGUUCGAGCGGCUUCAGGAGAGCCAGGAGAGCGAGUCGUACCGGGGCACGAUCAGGCGGCACGUGGACCUGGACGCCAUGCGCCGGAGGCUGGACGACGCCACAGCCGGCGGCUACCCGAGCCCCGAGCUGUACCGCGACCUGCUGCUGCUCUGCGCCAACGCCGCCGUCUACCUGCCGCGCCACGCGCCCGACCACGCCGCCGCGGCGCUCGACGCGCUCAGGCUCGUCUCCGCGCAGGUCUCCGCCUCGCUCCGCGAGCCCGCGCCCAACCCCAAGCGGGAGCUGCUCGUCAAAACCGUCACGGCCGCCGCUCUGGCCGCGGCAGCAGAUACGCGGAGGGCCGAGGCGGACAUCGUCGGCCCGCUCAUCCAGAAGGCCGCGAAGCCGCUCAUCUUCUGCCGCAAGAGGAGCUCCAUCGCCAAGUCCGCCGCCGCGGCGGCCGUCGCUGCUGCCAAGAAGGAAGAGACCGAUGACAAGGCCAGCUUGGUCGCGCAUGAGCAGAACGACGGCGAGAAGAAGGCCACGGACAUGGACGUGGACGUGGCGCCCAAUGACAAAGCCUGGGGUACGAGGACGAAGAAGACCCGCGGCCCCGGGAAGAACUCAGCCAAGGCGUUAGCUGCCAAGGCUGCCGCUGAAGCCGCCGCAGCGGCCACGGAGUCAGACAGCAACAAGAAGAGCGACGCCGAGGGCACCGCGGCCGCCGGUGGUGGGCUACCCAAGAAGCGGAUCGCGGUGGACUUUCUGAAGCGGCUGAACCAGGGCGCGUCGACCACCAAGAAGAGGGGGUCACCGCUCACGAAGCGGAAGCGGUCCGCGCCGGCCAAGGACGAGGAGGAGGAGGAGCAGCCCAAGAGAAGGGGGCCUGGCAGGAAGAGCGCCGGCCGGGGGAGAGGGGGCAAGGCUGCCGGGGCCAAGAGGAGUGUCGGGCGGCCCCCGGUGAAGCGAGCUGCUCCUUCGGUGACUCCACCGCCGGCCAAGCGGGCCAAGGUGAACAGGUCGGAGAGGUCCUCGUCAUCGUCCAGGCGGGGUGGCAAGAAGUCAUAGGAUUUGAAUGCUUAGCUGCUAGGUAGAUGUAGCAGGUAGAGACAGGCCCUGUGUAGGGAUUAGGAAGCGAUUGCUUGAGCUUUUGUGUGUAAAUCAUGUACUAGUAGCUAGCUUAGGGUGUUUGCGGUUGUCCACUUGUCCUCGUAGACUAGUCGGUAAACCCACUGAACUCACAUGCUGUAAUCGGACUAACAGAUCGGUUAUCCUUUUGGCAUGCAAUGUCUCAAGUUUAAAGUUUAAA
Messenger RNA from Lolium rigidum, 2023 nucleotides. RefSeq names its product flagellar radial spoke protein 2-like. Gene Ontology annotation, molecular function: protein binding. NCBI's taxonomy places the organism in Eukaryota, Viridiplantae, Streptophyta, Magnoliopsida, Poales, Poaceae. The coding region runs from base 1 to 1782 and encodes 593 amino acids. The record is from RefSeq and is a predicted model, not a curated record. The transcript is spliced from 3 exons.